Aphidius gifuensis is the source of this 1285-nucleotide messenger RNA. Its product is annotated as glutathione S-transferase 1-1-like. NCBI's taxonomy places the organism in Eukaryota, Metazoa, Arthropoda, Insecta, Hymenoptera, Braconidae. The transcript has 7 exons. Gene Ontology annotation, biological process: glutathione metabolic process. Bases 123 to 782 code for a protein of 219 amino acids. The record is from RefSeq and is a predicted model, not a curated record. Gene Ontology annotation, molecular function: glutathione transferase activity.
ACAGUACAUAUUUAUCUUCAUGUAUUCAUAGACAAUAUAAAAUAACAGCUUGAAAAAAAUAGAAUAAUUGACACUAUUAAUACUGCAAUAAAAAGAUAUUUGUGAAUAUUUCAUUAAAAACAAUGAUUGAUUUUUACUACAAGCCAUUUAGUCCACCAUGUCGUGCAGUGAUGAUGUUAGCCAAAGCCUUGGAUGUUGAACUUAAUUUAAAAGAAGUUGAUCUUUUAAAAGGUGAACAAUAUGAACCAGAUUUUAUCAAGAUAAAUCCACAACAUACUGUUCCAACAAUUGUUGAUGGUAGUUUUAUUUUAUCAGAAAGUCGAGCAAUUAUGGCUUAUUUGGCAACAAGAUAUGCCAAAGAUGACAAGUAUUAUCCAAUAGAUCCAAGACGAAAGGGAAUUGUAGAUCAUCGAUUGUAUUUUGAUUCUGCAACAUUGUCGAAAAUAUUAAGAGAAUCUUAUAUUCCUGUUACAUUUAAAAUGGCUAACAGUGUACCUGAAGAAAGUGUUGCUGAACUUGAAAAAGCAUUUGAAAUAUUAAAUGUAUAUUUAGAAAAUGAAGAUUAUGUUGCUGGUGAAAUUUUAACUAUUGCUGAUUUUGCAAUAUGCAUCAGUGUUGCUAUGGCUGAGAUCUGGGGAUUUGAUAUAACUCGUUAUGAAAAUGUAGCUGGAUGGUUUGAACGUUGUAAAGAAGCUCUUCAAGAGUUUGAUUAUGAAGAAAUAAAUGCACCAGCUCAAAUGCUUGGUGAAAUGUUUCGAGAAAAUCUUGAAGCUGCAGAAUAAUUUUCAAAUAAAAAAUUUAUAAUCUAUUGUUGUUAAUUAAUAGUUUAUCAUUUUAAAAUUUUCAUUAAAUUAAAAAUAUACUUAUUAAUUUCACAAAUAUUUAAAUAAAUAAAUUACCAUUUAAUUCAAGCAAAUUAUUUUCAUAUAUUUUCAAUUUAUUUUGAAACGAAAUUAUAAUUUUUUAUCAAGUCCUUACAUUUAUUUUUUAGUCAAUUAAAUCUCUCAACAUUAUUUCAUGCUGAAAGUGAAUUAUUUUUUUGUCUUUUUUCUCUUGACCAUUCAGAAUAAUUAUUUAUUUUUAUUAUUAAAUACAUUGCUUUUAAAUCCAUCUUAAAUGUAUAUAAAAAAAAAAAAACAAUAAUUUUUUUACAAACAAGAAACAAAUUGAACAAUUAUAACUUUUACAAUUAACUAUUUACUUGUAACAAUUUAAAAUUAUUAUUAUUAAAUUAUUUAUUUGAAUAAUUUUGUCAAUAAGUCAAAAUAAAAUUAUAUUUUAUCGU